Molecule: messenger RNA, 1095 nt
Organism: Impatiens glandulifera
Lineage: Eukaryota; Viridiplantae; Streptophyta; Magnoliopsida; Ericales; Balsaminaceae
Product: S-adenosyl-L-methionine:benzoic acid/salicylic acid carboxyl methyltransferase 1-like
Exons: 4
Coding region: 1-1086 (361 amino acids)
Biological process (GO): methylation
Molecular function (GO): S-adenosylmethionine-dependent methyltransferase activity
Source: RefSeq, a predicted model, not a curated record
AUGGAAGUAAUUGAGGUCCUUCGCAUGAAAGAAGGAACUGGGCAAACAAGUUAUGCCAACAAUUCAUUACUUCAGAAACAAGUAAUCAAUAUGACAAUGCCCAUCGCACAAGCUGCCAUAAUCAAUGUGUAUUGUAACAUGAACCCGACAACUAGGACAAUGUGUAUGGCAGACUUAGGUUGUUCUUCCGGACCAAACACUUUAUUUGUAAUGUAUGAGUUGGUUCGUACAAUUUAUGAAACACGCGACAAGUCGGGUAGCCAAUCGCUUGAAUUUCAAGUUUAUUUGAACGAUUUACCCAAAAAUGAUUUCAAUACAAUCUUCAAGUCCUUAUCUGGAUCUAUUGAAAAGAUGGGAACAGGUCUUGGACCAUGUUUCAUUAUGGGAGCACCUGGUUCCUUCUAUGGUCGUUUAUUUCCGUCAAAAACCCUCCAUUUUGUCUAUUCCUCGUAUAGCCUCAUGUGGCUUUCUCAGGUUCCAAAAGGAAUAGAGAACAAUAAAGGAAACAUUUACAUUGGAAGCACAAGCCCUCCUAGUGUGAUCGAUGCAUACUACCGACAAUUUAAGAGUGAUUUCAAUACCUUCCUUAAUUGUCGAUCCGAGGAAGUAUUGUCGGGUGGCAACAUGGUUUUAACCAUUCUCGGAAGGGAAAGCGAAGAUCAGUCUAGUCGAGAGGGCUAUUACAUAUGGGAACUCUUGGCCAUGGUACUAAAUCAAAUGGUCUCCGAGGGAAUAAUAGAAGAAGGGAAGAUGGACACAUUUAACAUUCCUCAAUAUACCCCAUCCCCGGGCGAGGUGAAGUUAGAAGUUGAGAAAGAAGGCUCUUUCAUUAUCAAUUCGCUCGAAGUGAGCCAAGUCGAUUGGAGCGCAAGUGCGAAAGGAUUCUCAACUAACCCAAUUCGCGAGAACGAAGGAUAUGACCUAGCAGAGUGCAUGAGGGCGGUUGCUGAGCCGAUGCUAGCAAAUCACUUUGGCGAGUCGAUCAUAGACAACGUUUUUCGUCGAUAUAGUGACAUCUUAAGCGACCGCAUGGCCAAGGAAGAUCCCAAAUUCUAUAACGUUACUAUUGUGAUGGUCAAGAAAUAAAGAGAUCUA